Molecule: messenger RNA, 1396 nt
Organism: Ziziphus jujuba (common jujube)
Lineage: Eukaryota; Viridiplantae; Streptophyta; Magnoliopsida; Rosales; Rhamnaceae
Product: cellulose synthase-like protein G2
Exons: 3
Coding region: 418-879 (153 amino acids)
Biological process (GO): plant-type primary cell wall biogenesis; cellulose biosynthetic process
Cellular component (GO): plasma membrane; trans-Golgi network
Molecular function (GO): mannan synthase activity; cellulose synthase (UDP-forming) activity
Source: RefSeq, a predicted model, not a curated record
GUUUGUGUGUGAUCAUCUGCUAUUCAUUCUGUUUACAGAAAAUGUAUAGACUCUGUUUACAGAAAAUGUACAGACGAAAGAAAACACAAGAGAGAUCAUACAAGUGUGAAAAGAAAUACCCAUCAUUCCCUUCGAGUAUUCUCGAGCAAAUAGAGCUCCAAUCGACGAGGCUGACAAAGCUCUCCACCAACUCCACCACAUGAAUGUUUGUCAACGUCGUCGAUUGAGCGCUCUAUUUGCUCGAGAAUGGGUUUUUCUUUUCACACUUGUAUGAUGUCUCUUGUGUUUUCUCUCGUCUAUACAUUUUCUGUAAACAGAAUGAAUAGCGGAUGAUCACACACAAAUAAAAUGGUAACAAUGACAGUGAAUCUACCGAUUCAUUGAUAAAGGAGGCGAAAUUCAUCGCUUCUUCCACCUAUGCAGAUCAAACAAAAUGGGGUGGGUUUUCUGUAUUAUGCAGUUGCAGAAGAUUACCUGACAGGGUUCACUUUACAGUGCAAAGGCUGGACUUCUGUGUUUCAUGCCACAUCAGUGCCCCAAUUUUUGGGCACUGCCACAACGAAUUUGAAUGACCUACUGACUCAAAGCAUUAGAUGGAGCUCUGGAUUGAUGGAUGUUGGUCUCUCUAAGUUUUUCGCUUUUAUAUAUGGUCCUUCAAAAAUGUCUUUUCUCGGGAAAAUGUGCUAUGGUGAGCUUUCGUUCUUCCCUCUCUAUUGCCUGCCUCUUUGGUGCUUUGCUACUGUCCCUCAACUCUGCCUAUUUAAUGGCACCUCUAUAUAUCCUGAGGUCUCAAACCCAUUUUUUUUUAUCAUAUUUCCUUUCAUAUUUAUGUCAUCGAGCAUUAAACUUUUGUAUGAAAUAUUCAUAACUGGAGGAUAAUUUCGAUCAUGGAUAAACGAACAAAGAAUAUGGAUGAUAAAAUCGAUUACUUCUCACUUGUAUGGAUGUUUGGAUGCAUUCAUGAAGAGAAUUGGCAUGAGAAAAACCAGUUUCUUGGCGACAAACAAAGUCGAUGAUGAUGAACAAGUUAUGCUAUACACAAAAGGUUUGAUUGAUUUCCGACUUCAGCAAUGGUCUUGCUCCAUUGAUAACCCUAAUGAUGUUGAACAUGGUUUCCUUUGUUGUGGGAAUGGCAAGGCUAAUCCUUGUGGGAGAUUUGCAGAAAUGGUUUCUUCAAGUUUUGAUAUCAUUUUAUAUCUUAGUAAUGAGUUUCCCUAUCUUAGUAAUGAGCUUCCCUAUCAUAUAAGGAAGGACAAGGGAAGAAUUCCUCCAUCAAUGACCAUUUUCUCUGCUUCUGUUACAUUGCCCUUGAUUUUCUUGCCACUAGGAUCUAGAUUUUUAAUGUAUUAAAUAUCAUAUUAGUUUGGUACCUAUUUCUUUUUGUAAGAUGCAAAAU